AUGGCUCAGUUACAAUUACUAAAACUUUCUUCAAAUUUUUUAAGUGGGGAGAUUCCAAGGGAAUUGGGAAAUCUAUCAAUGUUGUUCGAACUCGAUCUAAGCAACAAUGUUAUCAUGGGAAAUGUCCCAACUGAGAUUGGACUUUUAUCUCGUUUGGCACAUUUGAACUUGGCAUCAAACAAUUUGAGCGGAUUGAUGCCAGUGCAGCUAGGGUCAUGCAAAAGCUUGUUGACCUUGAACAUGAGCAAAAACAAACUUUGGACAAGCAUUCCUCUAGAGAUAGGCAAUGCACAGUUCCUUGAGGUUCUUGACAUAAGUCAUAAUUUGCUGACUGGAAACAUACCAGGAGUACUUGGACAGUUGAAAAUGCUACAAGUUCUAAAUAUCUCCCACAACAGCCUUUCUGGUUCAAUUCCACGUACUUUCAAUGAUAUGUUAGCCUUAACUUCCAUUGAUUUGUCCUACAAUAACCUAGAAGGUCCUCUCCCAAAUGUCAAAGCUUUCAAUGAGGCUCCAUUUGAGGCAAUGCAACAUAACAAAGGGCUUUGUGGAAAUGUUAGUGGUCUACCGAAAUGCAAUUCUAUCAAGAGCAAGAAACGCAAUUCCCAUGUUGGAGUUAGAAUCGCAAUCAUCAUCUUUUUCUCGUUGUUGGGAAUUAUCCUUCUCUCUUGCAUCUUGGUCGUUCUUAUAAUCAUCAAUCCUCAUCGAAGAGGAAUUAUCAAGAGAGAGGAUAACAAACGGGCAAAUGAUUUGGAUUUCAUGCAUAUUUUGAGUUAUGAUGGCAAAGUUUUCUAUAAUAGAAUCUUCGAGGCCACAGAAGGAUUUGACUCGAAGUACUAUGUGGGCGAAGGAGCAUAUGGAAUUGUUUAUAAAGCCAAUAUAUCGGAAGGUCAAACGUUUGCUAUAAAGCAAAUCUCAUCAUCCCAGGACGAUAGUGAGAUUGUUGAUUUGAUACCAUUUGAAAGGGAAAUUCAAGCCUUAAGAAAUCUACGCCAUCGUAAUAUCGUGAAAUUUUAUGGCUUCUGCUCUCAUGUCCAACGCUAUUUUUUGGUGUACGAGUACAUGGAAAGAGGAAGCUUGAGAACAAUUUUGAACGAUAAUGAAAGAGUAGUAGAAUUUCAUUGGGACAAGAGGGUGAAUGUGGUCCGAGGAGUUGCGGAUGCUCUAUCCUAUAUGCAUCACGAAUGUUCACCUCCGUUGAUUCAUCAAGACUUGACCAGUAACAACGUUCUAUUGGAUCACAAUUAUGAGGCUCAUGUUUCUGAUUUUGGCACCGCAAGACUAUUGAGGCCAGAUUCAUCAAACUGGACUAUUGUUGCUGGCACCAUAGGGUAUAUUGCGCCAGGUACUUCGUAA
Eucalyptus grandis is the source of this 1356-nucleotide messenger RNA. Its product is annotated as MDIS1-interacting receptor like kinase 2-like. The transcript has a single exon. Bases 1 to 1356 code for a protein of 451 amino acids. Gene Ontology annotation, biological process: protein phosphorylation. Lineage: Eukaryota; Viridiplantae; Streptophyta; Magnoliopsida; Myrtales; Myrtaceae. Gene Ontology annotation, molecular function: ATP binding; protein binding; protein kinase activity. The record is from RefSeq and is a predicted model, not a curated record.